Diatraea saccharalis (sugarcane borer) is the source of this 870-nucleotide messenger RNA. Lineage: Eukaryota; Metazoa; Arthropoda; Insecta; Lepidoptera; Crambidae. The record is from the annotation of a GenBank genome assembly.
AUGUUGGGAGGUUCCAUCGUGGUGGUGUCGUACUCGCUAAUGGGUCGCCGCCUGUGUUCAGUGCUGCCCCCAUUUGAUCAAACGGAAGGGAGCGCAAACAGUCAACAGCGAUUACGUCUUGUCCGUGAGAGAAAGCGUGUAGCUUGGAUUCUUCUGCUGCUCGCGGUGCUAUUCGCACUCUGUUGGCUACCAUACAACAUUCUUCAACUACUACUCGAUAUAAAUGCUGUCCAGGUGGACUCCGUGUCGUCUGUACUGCCCUACACGCUUUUGUUGGGGCACGCAAACUCAGCGAUCAACCCCAUAGUGUAUUGUCUGAUGACGCGCAACUUCAGGCGUUCGCUGAGGAAACUCGUCUGCCACGACCCCGGUAACAUAAACUCUAGUACUCAUUUCCAUCAAGCUUAUUCCCAACAGAUGCAAGGAUUGCGUCAAAAGUCUAACACCUCUAGUAUGAGGACGUGUACAACCGUCACGUUCAGGAGUAGCAACAACCUGGCGAGAGCUCCGUGCAACCCUGCCAUACAAUAUGGAAGGGUUAACAGGAGCUCCAUGAGAGAAAACAGCUUGCAUAGAUAUUCUAAGCCUCAGUACUUGUAAAGGUGAAAGAAAUUUAGGAAUUAUUUAUAUGAAAAAUAUUGACUUCUGCACACCUUCUUUGUUUGUCCACGAAAUAAUAUUUGAAACAUUUCAAAUCGUUCUUAUAAUUUAGUAAAAAUCAUAUCCAUGAAGAUUAUCUGUGCAUCAAAAUGGCUUACAUUGGAGUCAUAUAAGCGUUUCGAAAAUUGCGUUUGAGGAUAAACAAAGUAGGGCUGAGUUUUAGGGCGAGUAAAACAAUGUCACCAUUUCAUUCGCCAACUUUGGCUCUGA